Molecule: messenger RNA, 2066 nt
Organism: Phlebotomus papatasi
Lineage: Eukaryota; Metazoa; Arthropoda; Insecta; Diptera; Psychodidae
Exons: 3
Coding region: 54-1973 (639 amino acids)
Cellular component (GO): extracellular region
Source: RefSeq, a predicted model, not a curated record
ACCAAAUCCGUCAGAGUGGAAAGAUCAGUGAAAUUGAAGUGAAAUUUGGAAAUAUGGCAGGGUCUUUAGGAGUAUUUUCACUCCUUUUAUUCAUAUUUGCUAUAUUCAUAAAUGAAGUUAAAACCGUUCCGCAGAGUAGUUCAACUAAACCAGUGUACAGUUGGGAUAAGUUUGAAUUUGAGGCAUUGCCACAUAGUCAAUUCACGGAGGUGGAAGGCCAUAAGUAUCAAGAUCGUGAUAAUAUCGUUCCAACUGCAUUCUCCUAUCACUACCCCUCUGGAUGCAUUUUAAUGGCUAUUCCGAGGAGAGAAUAUGGAGUACCAGCAACUGUAGCUUUCUUCAACAGCAAGGACUAUCAAAAAUCCUAUUCACCUCGUCUCCGUGGAUUUCCCAGUUAUUACGAUAAUUAUGUUCCGGGAUGGUUUGGUGUCUACGAUCUUACAGAAGAUGAUUAUAAGUACGAUAUUUAUCCGGAUUCAUACAAAGUGAAAAGAGAUGUAGCAGGAAGUGAUAGUGGAGACGAAACAGAGCAUGUAAUUGAAGGUGAAGAAGAUGAUGAAGUUAGGAAGAAGAGACCUAGACCACCUUACGGAGGUGAAUACUACAAACCAUCGUCAGGACAUGGAAGUUCUCAUGGCCAUUACAAACCUAGUCACAGCCAUCAUGGAUAUCCCUCCUAUCCCUCAUACGUACCCACUUCGAAACCGACAACAACUUAUCCCACACCAAAACCAACCUACAAACCCACAUAUAAACCUACAUAUCGACCCACGUAUAAGCCUGAAUAUAAGCCUGAAUAUGAGCCUGAGUAUGAGCCUGAAUAUGAGCCUGCAUAUAAACCCACAUACAAGCCCACAUACAAGCCCCCAACAACUCCUAGGCCGACUUACAGGCCUACAUACAAACCUGUGCCAACUGUCUCUAGGCCUACAUCUAAGCCCACAUAUAAGCCUACAUAUCCUGAAGCAAAACCCCCUACGUAUUAUCCGGAAAAACCCCCUGCAUAUUAUCCAGAAAAACCUUCAACAAGUUAUCCAGUAAAACAACCCCAACGCAAUUCUUACCACUUUAUAUCGGUCUACAUCAGCUGCAUUAUCAACCAAUGCAGUCGUCUAUUCUUCGUAGAUACCGGUGUCCUACAAUAUCCUGAAGGAAAUGUAGUUAUCCGGCGCCCGGUUCUCUGGGUAUUUGACAUAUAUGGAUGCGAUGAGAAAUCUUUGGAUAAACCACCGGCGCUUAAAGCUACACUACCAGACAAAGUUGUAAAUGAUGCAACAGGAUUUUACACCCUUGCCGUUGAUAUCUAUGGAACAUGCAAUGAAUUUGCAAUUUACAUUGCAAAUGCCAUGGACAAUCGUAUUGUUGUCUACGACAAUGCUAAAAGAAGCUUCUGGUACUUCAAGCAUGAAACUUUCUAUCCAGGAGCAGAAAGGCCCUACCUACACAGUUUUGCCCCACUUCCGGAUCCUUUCAAUUGGGGUGUAUUCGGAAUAACAGUGGGACCCAGGACUAGUUACACUUACGCUGAUGUUUUCUAUGGUCCAGGAACAAGUUUGGGAGUAUUUAAGACUAAUACGGAAAUUCUAAGGGAUAAAUAUCAAUCUCCAGGAGAUCCUAAAUCAUCAAACUUUGGAUAUAUUGGCUAUCGAGGGCCACAGAGCCUUGCUAUGAUGCUGUAUGAUGACCCAACCCAAGUUCUCUUCUUUGUUAGUUUAAUGACGAACACAAUAUCUUGCUGGAACAUUAAUACACAACUUAAGGAAGAUAAUGUACCUAUAGUAUUUACUGAUCUUCAGUACGCAGUUGAUGUUCACAUUGAUGAAGAGAGAUACCUUUGGAUUAUGAUGCAGAAUAUGGAUUGGGACUUCACUAAUGAAUUUUUAACAGUCACUGAUUACUACUAUCGUCUCUAUCGUGUACGCAUUGAUGAUCUAAUUCGUGGAACACCCUGUGCCUCUUCAAAGCUAAUUUAAGUUUCUAAGAGAUGAAUUGUUUCAAUACUAACAUUUCAUAUAAUUAAAAAAUUGUCAAACUUACUUCAGUGGUCAAUAAAAUCAUUAAUUUAA